Hansenula anomala is the source of this 512-nucleotide messenger RNA. RefSeq lists its product as uncharacterized. The record is from RefSeq and is a predicted model, not a curated record. NCBI's taxonomy places the organism in Eukaryota, Fungi, Ascomycota, Saccharomycetes, Phaffomycetales, Wickerhamomycetaceae. The coding region runs from base 148 to 327 and encodes 59 amino acids. The transcript has a single exon.
GUUUGAACCAGCUCGAUAGCACCAGAAUAAGCACCGAUAUGCUCGGUGUUGUAGAUAAAAAGCAAAAUCAUGUCAAUGAUCCCAAAACUCGUAUGCAUAUACAACUUAUAUCACCGUUGCACUGGAUUUAUAUAUAACCCUCCAUCCAUGCCACAAUUACUCUUGGAUAUAAAACCAUAUAAUCCCCAUACAAGUACUACUAGUAAUACCAAGAAACAGACUAAUAAUAUUCCAACAUAUUUAUAUGUCAAGACUCAACUUUAUUCAAGCUAUAAUACUGAUAUAGUUCAACCCACCACCACCACAGAUAAUAUUAACACCAUAUAAAUCCAUUCAAGAUGGCUAUGACAAAGGAGAAUAACCAGAUCUUGCCAAAAGAUAUCAAGAAAAGAAUAUACAAAUCAAGAAAGCAAAGACCUUGUGAUAACUGUCGUAAGAGAAAAUCAUGCUGUAUCAUAGAAGAUGGCAUACCAUGUAAACUAUGUAAAAUGUUUAAUAAGAAAUGUACUUUU